AUGAAAUUGUGCAGAGCUUACUGUAGUGAAAUUCCACAAAAUGUUCUCAAGAACAAGUCCUCCAUUUUUCACAAAUCGAAAAGUGUGUUACCGCUACCGACACAAAUACUACAUCCAUUCUAUUCACCUAGCAGGAACGAAGAGCUCACGGCAUGCUUCAAAGAAGUGAGACCUGAGCUUUUGGACGGGAAACGUAUUAUGCCUUGCCUCUUGAAGGAUUCUGUGACCCUGGCACCAAUUCUAAAAUAUUGUAGUCUCAAGUUUGACACCGUUAGAGGUGUGAAUAAAUGGUUGCAGGAGUUCAAUGAUGGUAGAUCUCAAAAAAGAUAUGUUUUUAUCGAUGACAAAGAUACCACAAAAUAUUGUAAACCUAGCAAGUUAGAAGGCACUACUCCACCAGAGGUGAAGGAACUUGCAGAACUUUUCAACGCCCAAGAAAAAGAUAUCGAGCUACAGACACUAGAUUCAGUUCUGGAUGAACUUUUGACAUCUGAGAGUUUUCCAGUAUUUUGCGAAGACAUAUUUUCCUACUUGCUAGAACAUCAUGUGAAAUCCAUUGAAAAUAUUACUGUAAUUGUUGAUUCUAUAAAAUGUCGCCUACAUUCUGAUAUCGAUCAAUUCACAGUCGCUGAAAAUUUGAUAUUUCAAGUCCUGCUAUGUAUGAAAAAAAAAAAUAUGGAGGCCAGCAGCAAAUUUAUGGCAUCAUUAGAAGAUUUGCUUGACACGUUAGGCCACCGCUUUCACUUGCCCUCAACUGCGUCUCAAUUCCAACCAGAAGUUAAUCAAGCUGUUCUAGAGUAUUUCAUUAAUGUUGGCAAGGUAAACGAGUGCAAAACUACCCUGGGUCAUAUUAUCUCUGAGGGUUUUUUACCGAAAGAGAGAAUUAGUGUGAAGUAUCUGCAACUGUUAGACAAAAAAUUUGGGACUCAGCCAUCGGAGAGCAAUCUCCUGAAGAAAUUUGCUUAUAUUUCUGACUUUCGGCCAAUUAUAGAAAAUGGUGAGACUUCCUGUCUCUUCAACCACUUAAUAUAUUAUUGUCGACACUUCAAUGAAGUUGCUAGUUUGUGCGAUAUUAUCAAAAAGAGAGUAUGUGCAAAGGAGAUUUUUGACGAUUGUUUGGGGAGUUUCAUUGCUCAAACUGGUAAUCUAGGUUCGUCAAAUAUGGAAAGGUCUUCAAAUUUAUGCUCACUUUACCUAACAGUUUUGCCGUACUAUAAAAAUAAGCUGCCUGAGAGGCACUCGGCAUUGUUCAUUUCUGAAUUUGCCAAACAUCAGAAUUACCAAAUGAUAUCUACAAUUUUGGAGACGCAGGAGAUGAAUAUAUCUGCCGAUAUACUGGUGUCAAUUUUGCAAAAAUCUCAAAAACCACAAUUGAAGAAAGAAUCAAGAGAAGCUCAAGAAAAGGUGGCGAAAGCUAAAUUCAUCAGAAAAUAUGUUCUAAACAGUGACGAUAAGGUGGCAUCAGACUCAAGGGCAAGAGCAUUAUCAUUCCUUGAUAUUCUAUGA
Molecule: messenger RNA, 1506 nt
Organism: Zygotorulaspora mrakii
Lineage: Eukaryota; Fungi; Ascomycota; Saccharomycetes; Saccharomycetales; Saccharomycetaceae
Gene: AEP1
Product: Aep1p
Exons: 1
Coding region: 1-1506 (501 amino acids)
Biological process (GO): regulation of translation
Molecular function (GO): translation regulator activity
Source: RefSeq, a predicted model, not a curated record